Cololabis saira (Pacific saury) is the source of this 5190-nucleotide messenger RNA. RefSeq lists its product as uncharacterized. Lineage: Eukaryota; Metazoa; Chordata; Actinopteri; Beloniformes; Belonidae. Gene Ontology annotation, biological process: DNA integration; proteolysis; regulation of apoptotic process. The transcript has 12 exons. Bases 1 to 5190 code for a protein of 1729 amino acids. Gene Ontology annotation, molecular function: aspartic-type endopeptidase activity; nucleic acid binding. The record is from RefSeq and is a predicted model, not a curated record.
AUGGAUAAGAACAAGCAUCAAAUUGAACUGGCAAAGAUCAACUUGCAGAGGGAGAAGUUAGAGCUGGUAAAAGAAGGUAAGAUUGACCAGAGACUUUUGGAAGGUGAAGGAGAUGUGGCUUCAGAUGUCAGGUUGGUAGGUUCUCUACAUGAGAGCGAGAGGAGUUUCGGCGGUGUAGAUGAGGCGUAUCAACCAUUUGUUGAGAGGGGCUUUGUCUCUCUGGUCGGGUCCAAAGAAAAGGUGCCCGUGACAAUUCUGCGAGACACAGCGGCGCUGGGCACAUAUGUCCUUGAAAUUGAACUUGACUCUGGACUUGUCCAUGGUGAGGUGGAGGUGGCAUUGCGCAGGGCGUUCCCGAUGGCUGGUGUCGAUGUUCUCCUGGGAAACAUGCAUGCGGGUGGUCGGGUGUGGUCAAAAGUGCUGCCGUCACCAUUAGUAAGUCCUGAUCCUAUUGUGAACAGUGAGCCAGAUGAGAAUGAGCGAGACUUUCCGCAGGCAGAACUUAUUGCAGAGCAGCAGGUUGAUCCGUCCAUCAGAGGUCUCUUUGAGGGAGUUCUGACAGAGCAGAACUCCGGCCUACAGAAGGUUGUUCUGGACCUGGACCUGAACUUCCUGUAUACUCAGGUUUUCCAUGACUGUGUUCCAGAGCAGAACUCCGGCCUACAGAAGGUUGUUCUGGACCUGGACCUGAACUUCCUGUAUACUCAGGUUUUCCAUGACUGUGUUACAGAGCAGAACUCCGGCCUACAGAAGGUCGUUCCGGACCUGGACCUGAAUCCAGCACAGAGUCCUGCUGUUCCAUCUCAGCAUGCCUGCGAGAGAGCCGACUCUCCAGAAUCUGAACGUGUGCCCGGACCUGAACCUGUAUCUGCACCAGGAUCACGACCAGGACCAGGACCAGGACCAGAACUGGGAGCUGAACCUGAACGAAGACCUGAUCCUGAAGAAAGACCUGGAACUGAACCUGCACCAGGAUUCAAACUAGAGCCUGAAUCUGAACCAGGACCUGAACCCAAAGCAAAACCUAAAUCUGAAGCAGGACCUGGACUGGGAGCUGAACCUGAACCAAGACUUGAUCCUGAAGCAAGAUCUGAAUCUGAGCCAGGACCCAAACUACGACCUGAACCCGAGCAAAGACAUGCGCUUGAAACUGAACCAGAGUCUGUAUCUGAACCUGAUCCCAACCCUGAACAACGUCCUUCCUCUGAUUACAACAUUCAGCUUCAAACACAUGAAGAUGUGACAUCUGACGACCAGGAUGACUUCAGGGAAGUGAUGACCUCCGGGAGUGACAACUAUAUUGAGGUAAAGAUGUGGUUGAAGGGCACUUUGGAGGAUUUGGACUCCAGGGGGCUGAAGGAAUUCCAGUGGUACCUGGUGAAUGCAGAUCAAUCAAAGGAUGGUAUCAAACCGAUCCCACUGUGUCGUCUGGAGCAUGCGGACAGAUUGGACACAGUAGAUCUGAUGAUGCAGAGGUACUCCUCAAAGACCAGAGAGGUGGCCGAGACGAUUUUAAAGAAGUUCAAAAGUGAUAAAGAAAAAUCCUUGUCGGACCUUUUUUUAAAGGACGAUCCAGUCUUUCCAGCUGGUGCAACAGAGAAAAAUGUUGCCAGGAUGAUGAGUGACUUUGUUAAGAAAGUGUCUAAACAAACCCUGACGGAGCUCGUAGAGGACCUCGUAACUGACGGUGUCUUAAAUGACCGGGACAAGAAUUCGAUACUGGAAGAGAACCACACCAGAGUAAAUAAGGCCAGCUGCCUUGUCAACAUUGUGAUGGAAAAGGAAGAGGAAGUCUGCAAUAAGAUGAUCAAUCAUCUUCAAACCAUAAAUCUUCUGGAUGUUUCCCCUGGUGCAUCUACCGAAAAAGAAACAGAAGACAUCUCGUCUUCAUAUCAGCAGCCUCCGCAGCCCGCAGGUUCCGCUGCGGUUUUGAGGCUCCCUGAAUUUUGGCAGGAGGACUCCGGCUCCUGGUUCCAGCAUAUCGAGGCACUUUUCCGGCUACGGGGAAUCACGGAGGAUGAUUCCCGGUAUCAUCUGGUCGUCGUCGCUCUGGGCCAACAGUCCACCCGGCGGGCUCUGCAGCUGCUCCGUGCGCCCCCGCGGAAAGACAAGUACGCCGCGCUGAAGCAGCUGCUGCUCCGGAGGUUCAGCCUCUCCGCCUCGGAGAGAGCGGACAGACUCCUCUCCCUGCCGGGCUUGGGUGACGGGUCGGCGGUGGAGCUGAUGGACCAGAUGUUUCUACUGCUGGGCCAGGACGAUGGUGGAUUUCUUUUUCCACAUCUUUUCCUGCGCCAACUGCCGCCGCCCGUCCGCACCGCGCUGGCGAACUCCAGCUGCCUUGUAACGGGCGACUUGGCUGAGGAAGCGGAUCGGGUCCUGAUCGCUACCCGGAGUCUGGCCGUUCACCACGUCGCAACAACCGCCCAGCGAUCGACGUCGGAGGACGCGGACCCAGCGGUGGUGGCUGCAGUGAAGACCCAGAGACGACGCGGGACAGAUCUCUGCUUCUUCCACCAACGGUUCGGCGCCAAGGCGAGACGCUGCGUCCCUCCGUGUCAGUUGGAGCCACCGGGAAACCGGCGCUCAGUGGCAGCGAUCGGCGGUCAGGAGCUGCUGUUCAUUGCAGACUCUGCAUCAGGGAAACGUUUCCUGGUAGAUUCAGGCUCACAGCUGAGCCUCCUCCCGCCAACCGCCACGGACCGGUCGACCGGAGGUAACGGACCGCCGUUAAGCGCCGCCAACGGCUCCUCCAUCACCACUUUCGGGACCCGGUCAGUGACUGUUUGUUUCAACGGACGCCGGUUUGAGAGUGACUUUGUCAUCGCCAGUGUUGCUGUUCCUAUCAUCGGUGCUGAUUUUCUGUGUGCUAACGGUUUGCUGGUGGACGUUGCAAACCGCAGAUUGAUCGAUGCAGUGACUUUUAUGACUUUCCCGUGUGAGACAGGGGGAUCUGGACCGCUAGCACACGCUAGUUUUUUAGCAGCAGGUAACGUGUUCCAACGUCUGCUGGCAGAAUUCCCGCGGCUGAUUAAACCUGUUUUUUCCACCGCGACAACCAGGCACGGCGUCGAGCAUUACGUCACCACCACGGGGCCCCCGGUUUUUGCGCGUGCUCGUCGGUUAGACACACAGAAAUUAGCCAUUGCUAAAGAGGAGUUUGCCUCUAUGGAGCGUUUAGGCAUAGUUAGACGCUCCAAGAGCCCCUGGGCCUCACCGCUCCACAUGGUGCCCAAGGCAGACGGUUCGUGGCGCCCGUGUGGGGAUUUUCACCGUCUUAACAACGUCACAGUGCACGACCGCUAUCCAGUCCCACACAUUCAGGAUUUUUCCGCGCAUUUAGCAGGGACAACCAUCUUUUCAAAGGUGGAUUUAGUACGCGGUUACCACCAGGUUCCCAUGAGAGCAGAGGAUGUGCCUAAGACCGCUGUAAUUACCCCGUUUGGGCUUUUUGAAUUUCUGCGCAUGCCCUUUGGCCUGAAGGGGGCAGCGCAGACCUUUCAGAGGUUGAUGGACUCUGUGUUACGAGACCUCACGUUCGUGUUCAUUUACCUCGAUGACAUUUUGGUGGCCAGUUCCUCAACAGAAGAGCAUUUGGCACACCUCAAACUGGUCUUCCAGAGGCUAGAUGAACACGGCCUUAUUGUCAACCCGACUAAGUGCCAGUUCGGCCUGCCGGUUAUUGAUUUUUUAGGGCACCGCAUUUCAGCUCAGGGUGCAGUUCCACUGCCGUCUAAGGUUCAAGCGGUGGCAGAGUUUCCCCGCCCGGCCUCUGUUAAGGCGCUGCAGGAGUUUUUGGGUAUGAUUAAUUUUUAUAACCGUUUCCUCCCUCGCGCCGCCCACCUCCUGCAGCCGCUUUAUGGAGCCUUGCAAAAAAAGAAAGGCUGUGACCCAGUGGACUGGACACCUGACCGCAUCAGUGCCUUUGAGGAUGCUAAGUCUGCCCUGGCCAAUGCAGUACUUUUAGCUCACCCAUCACCUUCGGCCCCCAUUUCUUUGACAACCGACGCUUCGGACAUAGCAGUAGGGGGAGUCGUAGAGCAGCGGGUGGCAGGAGUUUGGCAACCUCUUGCAUUUUUCAGCCGCAAACUACGUGACAGUGAGCGAAAGUAUAGUGUUUUUGACCGUGAGUUGUUGGCGCUGUACCUCGCCACCCGUCAUUUUCGUUUUUUUCUAGAAGGCCGUUCAUUCACGGCAUAUGUAGACCAUAAGCCGUUGAUAUUUGCAAUGUCUAAAGUGACAGAGCCGUGGUCCGCUCGCCAGCAGCGCCAUUUGGCAUCCAUCUCAGAGUUUACCACGGACAUUCGGCAUGUCGCGGGUAAAACAAACCUGGUGGCCGAUUGCCUGUCACGCGCGCUGGUGUGCCCUGUAAACCUGGGAGUUGAUUUUUCUGCUAUGGCUGCUGACCAGGCUGAUGACCAGGACAUCGCGACUCUUAGGUCUGCUGGUACCGGUCUCAGACUAGAGAACUUGGCGGUGGAGGUCGGAGGUCCAGCUCUUCUCUGCGACAUCUCCACGGGUCGGCCCCGUCCGGUGGUCCCAGUUUCCUGGCGCCGGCGGGUUUUCGAUUCCGUACACUCCCUCUCACACCCUGGCAUCCGGGCGUCAGUGAAACUGGUUGGGGCCAAGUUUGUCUGGCCCGGCCUCCGCAGGGAGGUUAAAGAGUGGGCAGCUGCAUGUGUAGCAUGCCAGCGGGCUAAAGUUCACCAGCACACAAAGGCGCCCCUGGAACCGUUCCCCAUUCCAGCCAGGCGGUUUGACCAUGUCCACAUCGACCUGGUGGGCCCUCUUCCUCCAUCGCAGGGUUACACGCACCUCCUCACCAUGGUGGACCGUACCACCAGGUGGCCCGAGGCAGUGCCCCUUUCCUCUACAGGGUCAAAAGAUGUGGCGCGUGCUUUCCUGGGUGCCUGGGUCUCACGUUUUGGUGUCCCGUCUGACAUCACGUCUGACAGAGGACCCCAGUUCAUUUCAGAACUUUGGUCGUCGUUGGCAGAAGCUUUGGGAGUGCAGGUACACCGUACUACUGCAUACCACCCACAAGCUAAUGGCCUUUGUGAACGUUUUCACAGGUCCCUCAAAGCAGCGCUGCGUGCUGCGCUCUCGGAUGGUUACUGGGGUCUGCUGGAGCCUGUCCCAGCAACUUUCAGGCCAGAGGCCGGGGUUCACCCUGCACACAUCACCAGUCUAUAG